Molecule: messenger RNA, 786 nt
Organism: Akanthomyces muscarius
Lineage: Eukaryota; Fungi; Ascomycota; Sordariomycetes; Hypocreales; Cordycipitaceae
Exons: 1
Coding region: 1-786 (261 amino acids)
Source: RefSeq, a predicted model, not a curated record
AUGGGCCAGCGCUACUCGGCGCCCAGGAACGGCACAAAACUCCGCGUCAUCGGCGCCGGCCUCCCCCGGACCGGCACCGCGUCCUUUACACGCGCCCUGGAGAUACUCCUCGGCGGCCCCGUCUACCACGGCGGCACCCAGGUCACGCUGGGCCCGGAGGCGGAGAUCAGGGGCUGGAUCAGCCUGCUCUCGCAGUGGCCGGCCAAGGACGAGGGCGCGCAGCAGAGCAUCCUCCGUCUGCUGCGGGAGCGCACGCUGGGCUACGCGGCCGUCACGGACUCGCCCGGCUGCGGCCUGGUGCCGGAGCUGAUGCAGCUGUACCCAGACGCCGUGGUCAUCUGCACCGUCCGCGACGCCGCGUCGUGGGAGAAGAGCAUGGCGGGCGUGGCCAGCGCCUCGACCAAGUGGUUCCUGCGCGUCGUGCUGCUUCCGGUGCCGUCCAUGCGCUAUUUCGUCGACUACAUCAACGGCCUGCGCGACGCCUGGUACUGCGCGUACGGCGAGACCGAACCGCCGACACGCCAGUCGUGGGAGCGCCACAUGCAGUGGUUAAAGGAGACUGUGCCCGCCGAGCGGCUCGUCUUCUUCGACGUCAGGGACGGGUGGGAGCCGUUGUGCAAGGCGCUGGACCUGCCCGUGCCCGUGGGUGUGCCGUUUCCGCAGAUCAACGACGGCAAGGCCAUCGAGGAGUUUGCGACGAAGCAAAUCACGAGGGGACUGGUCAGAUGGGCUGCGAUAGCCGGCGCGGUGUCCGUUCUUGGAAUUGUUGCUGCAAAGCUGUGUUGA